GCGCCAGGCCAGCCAAUAGGUGGGGGCGUUACUGAGGGCUGGCGCGCGGGUCGGGAGAUGGCAGCGGCGUUCCGGUGGGGCCCGGCGGCCGCCCGCCACAUGAAGCCGGGUGGCUCGUGCUCCUCCGUUAGGCGGCCGUAAAGCGCCGUUACGGGACGUUACUCCUGGCGCCGGCCGAGCGUUCAGCUACGGCUCCGCCCCGCCGGGUAGCCGGCGCCGGUCCUGUGGAGGGGCGGGGGUGACGCCUCCCCUCCCCGCUCCCGGCGCGGAGCCCGGCGCCGUGUCACAGCGGCAGGAAAUGGCGAAUGAACGGGUGACCAGCUGCAGGCAAUAAAGGACCCACGAUACCCCCCUACUCCCCAUUUCAGCCCCCAGUAGUACGAGGUGGGGCAGCUCCGCAGGGAGGGGUUGCGUUUGCCCUCCUCUCCCCUCCCCAGCUCCGGCCGCCCUUCACGGCACUCGCGCAGCCCCGGUUCGCGCCGCUCCCUGAGGCGGCGGGCUCUGAAAGUUAAAGGUCCGCCUUGGGAGAGGCUUCGGCCGACAGGAGGCCUUCCCCGGGCGGCGGUGGGUCGGGAACGCCGAGCGGUUCCCCGGCGCGGAGAACCAGUCAGGCCACCGGGCCCCUCCGCCUCUGCCGGGAGCAUCAGCGGCUGACAGGGGCCGGAAGGGGCGGCGCGGCGGCGUUGGGGCCCAGCGGCAGCUGGCCGUUGCGGCGGCGCCGGGCGGGGAGAGCCCCGCUGCGGAGCGGAGAUGGCGGACGAGGCGCUCUUCCUGCUGCUGCACAACGAGAUGGUGGCGGGGCUGUACCGCGCCGCCGAGCAGGGCGAAGGGGAGAACGGGCGGUGCACCACCAAGCUGGAGAGCAUGGGCUUCCGCGUCGGGCAGGGGCUGAUUGAGAGGUUUACAAAAGAUACUGCCAGGUUCAAGGAUGAAUUAGAUAUUAUGAAGUUCAUUUGCAAAGAUUUUUGGACAACUGUAUUCAAAAAACAAAUAGAUAACCUAAGGACUAAUCAUCAGGGUAUUUAUGUCCUUCAAGACAAUAAAUUUCGUCUCUUGACACAAAUGUCUGCAGGAAAGCAGUAUUUAGAACAUGCACCAAAGUAUUUAGCAUUUACCUGUGGACUAAUCAGAGGAGGCCUAUCGAAUUUGGGAAUAAAGAGUAUUGUAACAGCUGAAGUUUCAUCAAUGCCAGCAUGUAAAUUUCAGGUGAUGAUACAGAAGAUGUAGAGCACAUUCAAAUCUGGGUAUCUACCUUAAAAAUCCUUUGUCCGUGGAUUCAGUAUCUUGGUUCAGCUUUGUAUGUAGCUUGUAAAUUAUAGCAGUGUGCAGCACAAUUCCAAAACACAUAAUAAACGUUCAUGAAAAUAA
Chroicocephalus ridibundus (black-headed gull) is the source of this 1368-nucleotide messenger RNA. It is a transcript of the gene TRAPPC6B, whose product is annotated as trafficking protein particle complex subunit 6B. Gene Ontology annotation, biological process: regulation of GTPase activity; endoplasmic reticulum to Golgi vesicle-mediated transport. Bases 751 to 1227 code for a protein of 158 amino acids. The record is from RefSeq and is a predicted model, not a curated record. Lineage: Eukaryota; Metazoa; Chordata; Aves; Charadriiformes; Laridae. Gene Ontology annotation, cellular component: trans-Golgi network; TRAPP complex; cis-Golgi network. The transcript has 6 exons.